Molecule: messenger RNA, 1239 nt
Organism: Pseudoliparis swirei
Lineage: Eukaryota; Metazoa; Chordata; Actinopteri; Perciformes; Liparidae
Product: SLIT-ROBO Rho GTPase-activating protein 3-like
Exons: 11
Biological process (GO): negative regulation of cell migration; signal transduction
Cellular component (GO): cytoplasm
Molecular function (GO): protein binding
Source: RefSeq, a predicted model, not a curated record
ACAUGCGUGUGUGUUGUUGCGUCAGGCCUCCACCACGAAGGGAUAUUCCGAGUUCCCGGGUCACAGAGGGAGGUCAACCACAUCAGAGACGCUUUUGAGAGAGGAGAGGACCCUCUGUCGGACAGCGAGUGUGACCUGGACUCUGUGGCCGGUGUGUUGAAGCUCUACUUCAGGGGCCUUGAGCCUCCCCUCUUCCCCUACGACAGCUACUCCCAGCUACUGGAGUGUGUCCAGAUCGAAGGCGUGUCGGAGAAAGACGCCCAGAUCAAAGCCGUCAUCUCCACGUUCCCGCGGCCGCUCCUCAUCGUGAUGCGCUACCUGUUCGCGUUCCUCCAUCACGUGUCUCAGUACAGCGACGAGAACAUGAUGCAGCCCUACAACCUGGCCGUGUGCUUCGGGCCCAGCCUGCUGAGGGGGCUGGACUCCGACGACGCCGUCGCCCAGCAACCGCAGGUCAACGACCUGGUCAAGACCAUGAUCCUCCAGCACGACGGCAUCUACCCCGGCCAAUCGGAGCUGCCGGGCCCCGUCUACGAGAAGCACAUGACCCUGGAGCAGGAGUACUGUGAACCAAUCACAGAGGAGGGAGACGGAGAGGCGGAGCAUCUGCCCAGUGAGGACGAGUGGGAGGCGGUGGCCAUGUUUGACUACUCGGCGAGGUCUCUGGCGGAGCUGUCCUUCAAGCAAGGGGAGCUGCUCAUCCUGCACAGCAAGGCCUCCUGUGAUUGGUGGAGAGGCGAAGUGGGCGGGGUUAAGGGUCUCAUCCCUCACAAGUACAUCAGCGUGCUGGAAGGAUCAGAGCGAGGAGGGAAGAGAGAGGACGGAGGAGGAGGAGGAGGAGGAGGAGGAGGAGGAGGCGGCAGCACUGGAAACCUAACGACAGAUGAUCCACAGAUGGAGAACACAACCCGGAUGCGGGUGAACAGCGACAGCGCCUCGUUGCCAGGGAGACAGAGAGGGAGCGACGGGAGCGCCGGUCAAAAGCCGCCGACGUCUCCCGCCACGCGACACCUGCCCGUGUCUCAGGAGCGAAGGCACACGCUGGACACGGUGCGGCAGGCCGGCUUCAGGCCGGACAGACCGGCCUCUGGCCAGGCCGACAAACCGGCCGCGGACAAGGACAUGAUCAGCCGUCAGAUGAACUCGGUGUUCAAGGAGCUCUUGUCUCGCCAGCCGCCGCCCCCCCCCCCUCUCGUCUUCGGCCUCAGAGGACGGACCCUGUUCCGGCCGGUGGACUAA